Molecule: messenger RNA, 258 nt
Organism: Encephalitozoon intestinalis ATCC 50506
Lineage: Eukaryota; Fungi; Microsporidia; Unikaryonidae
Exons: 1
Coding region: 1-258 (85 amino acids)
Source: RefSeq, a predicted model, not a curated record
AUGCCGAGAAAAGUACAAGCGGAGCUUCAAGAAUGCAUAAAAGAAAUCGAGAAGGUCAUAGAGAAUAGUAAAACACCCAAAGAAAGAAUUACUCUAAAGAGAAAAAAAAUGGAAAGGCUUGGCGGACAUGUAAAGAAAUAUACCGUCCCACUUAACCGUAUAAUUCAAAGAAUAGAAACAAAAAAAGCAAGUGCAAUUGCAGAGAGAGAAAGACUGGAAUUUAUGGGAAUAUCUAAGAAAAAAAGAAAAAAGAGGUAG